CUAAUAAUAACAGUGAUCUUCAUUUUGCUGUGUUUCCGAUAUCGAUAUCAUGUAAGAGUGUGGCUCUAUUCAAGAGGAUUGAAAUGUUUGAAAAAAAGAGGCGAAAGAGAUGUUGGAAAACUGUUUGAUGCUUAUAUUUCUUUGUCCGAUGUAGACGCCUCAGAGGUUCGAAAACACUUUCUACCAGUACUGGAACUGAAGCACCCGUUCUAUAAAUUAUUUGUACCCCAGAGAGAUAUUAAAACUGGAAAUUUCGAAAUAAACAAUCUGAUGAGACGAAUGGUGGAUUGCAAAUGUACAGUCGUUUUGCUCACUAAGAACUACUUGGAAAACGAGUUUUGCAUGGGGAUAUUUAGAAUGGCAUUUGCGAAUUCGUUGGAGGAGAAAUUGCAUCAGAUCAUCCUUGUGAAGUUUGGACCCCUUCCACCCCUGAAAGAGAUGGAUCAGAGUCUGAAGACAGUGAUGGAAUCGUCGAGAUGUCUCAAGUUCGAAGAUAAGUUAUUCUGGGAUAUGCUGCGAUACGAAAUGUCUGAAAAACGUCUUGAUACUGGCAUUGAUUACGAACUGCAAGAAGAUAGCUCUGAUGAUGUUCCUUUAAUACAAGAGUUCUGAGUGCAUAUUAUAUCUAGAAAUUAAGUGUGCAUAUAUUUUAAUUUUUAUUUCCUACAACCAAAAGAAAUGUCCAAGAAUCUGU
This is a messenger RNA of Parasteatoda tepidariorum (common house spider), 694 nucleotides long. Its product is annotated as protein toll. The record is from RefSeq and is a predicted model, not a curated record. Gene Ontology annotation, biological process: signal transduction. Gene Ontology annotation, molecular function: signaling receptor activity; protein binding. Lineage: Eukaryota; Metazoa; Arthropoda; Arachnida; Araneae; Theridiidae. Gene Ontology annotation, cellular component: plasma membrane.